This is a messenger RNA of Vespa mandarinia (Asian giant hornet), 1996 nucleotides long. Its product is annotated as LIM/homeobox protein Awh. Gene Ontology annotation, molecular function: RNA polymerase II transcription regulatory region sequence-specific DNA binding; DNA-binding transcription factor activity, RNA polymerase II-specific. Gene Ontology annotation, biological process: neuron differentiation; regulation of transcription by RNA polymerase II. The record is from RefSeq and is a predicted model, not a curated record. Gene Ontology annotation, cellular component: nucleus. NCBI's taxonomy places the organism in Eukaryota, Metazoa, Arthropoda, Insecta, Hymenoptera, Vespidae.
CGGAUCCGGAUAGGAUACUUACUGAUCUUUCGUCUUCCAUCGUCAUCGAAAUUGUGAAAAAAGGAAGAAGAAGAAGAAGGAGAAGAAAGAAAGAAAAAAGUUUCUACGUUCAGUUAAUUAACUUUUAUGAGAUAGUGGAAGGAUGCAGUUGAAGGUCGAGGAUUCGUGACCUCCUUCUGUUUUUUUGUUUUCUCUUAACGACGGGAGAAACAAUGAAGACAGAAUUGGAGACGGAUAGCGAGUGUUCGAAUAGCAUGAUCUGCUCGACCAACAAUAACAGCAACAACAACAACAACAACAACAACAACAACAAUAAUAAUAAUAACAACAAUAACAACAAUAUUAACAGUGUUAAUAACAACAACAAUAACAACAAUACUCAGAAUCAUAACAAUAAUAACAAUAACAACAACAAUAACAACAACAACAACAACAAUAACAACAAUCAUGGGCCUGGUAAGAAAGGAAACAAUACAAGCACAAUGGCAAAGGGUGCUAUAGUUGUUGGGGGUGGAAUUACUGCUAAAGAAAAUGGUCAACAACAGGAUGGCAUGGAAAUGGAUUGUGGUGGUUGCGGAGAAAAUGUCCGAGAACGAACCGUACUAUGUGUUGGGGGUCGUACAUGGCAUUCGAGAUGCCUCAAGUGUUGCGCUUGUGCCAGACCCCUUCAUGAUCAACAUUCCUGUUUUCUUCGGGGGAUGAGACUCUAUUGUCGACACGAUUACGCCCUAACGUUCGGUGCUAAGUGUGCAAAAUGUGGGCGAAGUGUGGGCGCAGGUGAUUGGGUUAGGAGAGCCCGUGAAAGGGUUUAUCAUUUGGCCUGUUUUGCCUGUGACGCUUGUUCACGUCAAUUAUCGACUGGUGAACAAUUUGCCCUGUUGGACGCACGAUUAUUAUGUAAGGCACAUUAUCUUGAUGUAGUAGAGGGAAACAAUACUUCUUCCUCCGAAGAUUGUGACUCCGAACACGGUGGCAAGGGUAGUAAAACAAAGAGAGUAAGAACUACGUUCACCGAGGAACAACUCUCCGUAUUGCAGGCGAAUUUUCAAUUGGAUAGUAAUCCCGAUGGUCAGGAUCUCGAAAGGAUAGCACAUGUAACUGGAUUAAGUAAGAGGGUCACACAAGUAUGGUUUCAAAAUUCAAGGGCAAGGCAGAAGAAGCACAGUGGCAAAAUCAAAACGCAAAUGCAUCAUUCACCACCAAUGCAACAUCACCCGACGGAAAUGUAUCCCAGUAGUGUGAACGUGGUCGGAGCAUACCUAGGUGGUUAUCAAGGUGGCAGUGCCGGAAGUGAAAGUCCCGGAAGUCCAUUAACCCCACUGACACCAAUGACACCCUUAACGCCAACUACCCCGACUCAUCACCAACCACAAUUUUGUCAUCAAACGGGAUAAAAAUCUGCUCGAUAUUCGCCGAUCUUUUUUUGUAUGUACAUAGAAAAAAGAAACAAAAAAAAACAGAAAAAGAAGGAAAGAAAAUAAAAAGAGAGAGAGAGAGAAAAAGAAGAUGAAAAGAUGAGAUUAAAUAAAAACAAACAAAUAAGCAAACAAAAAAUGAUUGGUCGUAGAAAAUGAUCGAUCAGUAGUUUAGUAACAUAAACGAGCUUUUAAUUUUUAUUUAUUCGACGUCAGCGAUUUAAAUCGGUGCAAAUUUCUAACGAAAAAAUAAAAAAGAAGAAAACAAAAAGAAAGAAAAGAAAUUGGACUUCCUGUUAUCCUUCAUUAAUAUUAAAAAGAAAAGAAAAAUAUAAAAGUAAAAGAAAAACGCGGAAAAUAUACGAUUAUUAAUUAAAUCGAAUUUUCAGAUAAAUGAUACGUAAAUAUAAGUACAUGUAAAUUUGCUUUCAUAUUUUUUAUAUCUGUCGCUAUCGAAAAGACUUGAAGGAUGAAAGGAUUGUAAAUAAAUAAAUUCUCCGUUCCCUCUUUCUUACCCGGCCUAUCCCUCUCCCUCCUUCUUCCAUCGCCCCCUUUGAACUUUUUUGUACAUAAAAAAAUUU